AUGGCUCGUGCACAAGACAGAGAGCAAACCUUCCAAGUCAGCGAAUUAAAGUCCAGUUUGCCCAUCGCCAUUUGGUGCUGUGUGUUCCGUUUAUCCGAGGCCCCUCGUCCUGCCGUGCAAGAUAGUCUCUGCUCCCCCUUUAACCUGGAUGUGCAUCACCCACGCCUAUUCUCAGGGCCACCGGAGGCUGAAUUUGGAUACAGUGUCUUACAACACGUUGGGGGUGGACAGCGCUGGAUGCUGGUGGGCGCUCCCUGGGAUGGGCCUUCAGGCGACCGGAGAGGGGAUGUUUAUCGCUGCCCUGUGGGGGGACCCCCGAACACCCCAUGUGCCAAGGGCCACUUGGGUGACUAUCCACUGGGAAAUUCAUCUCAUCCCGCUCUGAACAUGCACCUGGGGAUGUCUCUGCUGGAGACGGAUGGUGAUGGGACGUUCAUGGCCUGUGCCCCUCUCUGGUCUCGUGCUUGCGGCUCCUCUGUCUUCAGUUCUGGGAUAUGUGCCCACGUAGACGCUUCGUUCCAGCCUCAGGGAAGCCUGGCACCCACCGCCCAACGCUGCCCCACAUACAUGGACGUGGUCAUCGUCUUGGACGGCUCCAACAGCAUCUACCCUUGGCUUGAGGUUCAGACCUUUUUAAGAAGACUGGUCGGCAGGCUGUUUAUUGACCCAGAGCAGAUACAGGUGGGGCUGGUACAGUACGGGGAGAGCCCCGUCCAUGAGUGGUCCCUGGGGGAUUUCCGCACCAAGGAAGAAGUGGUGAGAGCAGCAAGGCACCUGAGUCGGCGCGAGGGACGAGAAACAAAGACAGCCCAAGCGAUAAUGGUGGCCUGCACAGAGGGGUUCAGUCCAUCCCGAGGGGGCCGACCAGAGGCAGCCAGGCUACUGGUGGUGGUCACCGAUGGAGAAUCACAUGAUGGGGAGGAGCUGCCCGCAGCCCUGAGAGCCUGUGAGGCUGGCAAAGUGACCCGCUAUGGGAUUGCGGUCCUUGGUCACUACCUCCGCCGGCAGCGAGACCCCAGCUCUUUCCUGCGGGAGAUCCGAACUAUUGCCAGCGAUCCAGACGAACGAUUCUUCUUCAAUGUCACCGAUGAGGCUGCUCUGACGGACAUUGUGGAUGCAUUAGGAGACCGGAUUUUUGGCCUUGAAGGGUCCCAUGAAGGGAACGAAAGCUCCUUCGGCCUAGAAAUGUCUCAGAUCGGUUUCUCCACGCAUCGGCUAAAGGACGGGAUUCUCUUUGGGAUGGUGGGGGCCUACGACUGGGGAGGCUCCGUGCUCUGGCUUGAGGAGGGUCAUCGCCUUUUCCCCCCACGGACGGCCCUGGAGGACGAAUUCCCCCCUGCACUGCAGAACCACGCGGCCUACCUGGGCUACUCGGUUUCCUCUGUGCUUUUGCGAGGAGGACGCCGCCUGUUCAUCUCGGGAGCGCCUCGGUUUAAACACCGGGGCAAGGUCAUCGCUUUCCAGCUUCAGAAAGACGGGGCUGUGAGGGUUGCCCAGAGCCUCCAGGGGGAGCAGAUUGGCUCCUACUUCGGCAGUGAGCUCUGCCCAUUAGAUACAGAUGGGGAUGGAGCCACUGACGUCUUCCUGGUUGCUGCCCCCAUGUUCCUGGGACCCCUGAACAAAGAGACAGGACGUGUUUAUGUGUAUCUGGUGGGCCAGCAGCAGCCCCUGCUGCUGCUCCAGGGAACACUUCAGCCAGAACCCCCGCAGGACGCCAGGUUUGGCUUUGCCAUGGGGGCCCUUCCUGACCUGAACCAAGAUGGCUUUGCAGACGUGGCUGUGGGGGCACCCCUGGAGGAUGGCCACCAGGGUGCCCUGUACCUCUACCAUGGGACCCAGCGUGGCGUCAGGCCCCGCCCUGCGCAGAGAAUUGCUGCUAUGUCCAUGCCGCGGGCCCUCAGCUACUUCGGCCGAAGUGUGGACGGCCGCCUAGAUCUGGAUGGGGAUGAUUUGGUGGAUGUCGCUGUGGGUGCCCAGGGAGCCGCCAUUCUGCUCAGCUCCCGGCCUAUUGUCCGCCUGGCCCCUUCGCUGACAGUGACCCCCCCAGUGGUCAGCGUGGUUCAACGGGACUGCAGGCGACGAGGCCAGGAGGCAGCCUGCCUGACUGCAGCCCUCUGCUUCCAAGCCACCUCGCGCACUCCAGGCCGCUGGCCUCAACAAUUCCAUGUGCGGUUCACGGCAUCCCUGGACGAGUGGACAGCCGGGGCACGCGCAGCCUUCGAUGGCUCUGGCCAGAGGCUGGCCCCUCGGCGGCUCUGGAUCCGUGUGGGGAAUGUCACUUGUGAGCAGCUGCACUUCCAUGUACUGGAUGCAUCAGAUUACCUCCGGCCAGUGGCUUUAACGGUGACCUUUGCCUUGGACAACACCACAAAGCAAGGGCCUGUGCUGGACGAGGGCUCGCCCACUUCCAUCCAAAAGCUGGUCCCCUUCUCGAAGGACUGUGGCCCUGACAAUGAGUGUGUCACAGACCUGGUGCUUCAAGCCAGCAUGGACAUCCGAGGCUCCAGGAAGGCCCCCUUUGUGGUCCGAGGUGGCCGCCGGAAAGUGCUCGUAUCAGCAACUCUGGAGAACCGGCAGGAAAACGCCUACAACACGAGCCUGAGCCUCAGUUUCUCCAGAAAUCUCCACCUGGCCAGCCUGGCUCCUCAGAUGGACAGUUCGGUGAAGGUGGAGUGUGCUGCCCCUUCCUCCCAUGCCCGGCUUUGCAGCGUGGGGCAGCCUGUCUUCCAGACCGGGGCCAAGGUGACCUUCCUGCUGGAGUUUGAGUUCAGCUGCUCUGCCCUCUCGAGCCAGGUCCUCGUGAGACUGACGGCCACCAGUGAGUCCACCCUGCACCGCUAUGAGGUUCACCCAUAUGGGGCCCUCCCAGUGGGUCCUGGCCCCGAGUUCAAAACCACUCUCAGGGUGCGGAACCUCGGCUGCUAUGUGGUCAGGGGCCUCAUCAUCUCAGCCCUCCUUCCGGCGGUGGCCCACGGGGGCAGUUACUUCCUGUCCCUGUCUCAAGUGAUCACCCACAAUAAUGGGAGCAAUACCCGGUGUCAGGUCGUGAAGUGCCACCUUGGACGGCUGGCAAAGGGAGCUGAGGUCUCGGUUGGACUGCUGAGGCUGGUUCACAAUGAAUUCUUCCGGAGGGCCAAGUUCAAGUCCCUGACAGUGGUCAGCACCUUCGAGAUGGCCGCUGAGGAGGGCAGUGUCCUACAGCUGACUGAAGCUGCCCGCUGGAGUGAGAGCCUCCUGGAGGUGACCCAGACGCGCCCUGUCCUCAUCUCCCUGUGGAUCCUCAUCGGCAGUGCCCUGGGAGGCCUGCUCCUGCUUGCGCUCCUGGUGUUCUGCCUUUGGAAGGUCAGCCUGGCUUUGGGGGGCAGUGUGCCGCAAGGGGCCCUUGGCUUCUUUGCCCGUAAGAAAGUCCCCGAGGAAGAGAAGAGAGAAGAGAAGUUGGAACAAUGA
Molecule: messenger RNA, 3447 nt
Organism: Echinops telfairi (small Madagascar hedgehog)
Lineage: Eukaryota; Metazoa; Chordata; Mammalia; Afrosoricida; Tenrecidae
Gene: ITGA10
Product: integrin subunit alpha 10
Exons: 28
Coding region: 1-3447 (1148 amino acids)
Biological process (GO): cell-cell adhesion; cell adhesion mediated by integrin; cell-matrix adhesion
Cellular component (GO): external side of plasma membrane; integrin complex
Molecular function (GO): integrin binding
Source: RefSeq, a predicted model, not a curated record